UUGGCCAUUUCCGGCACGAGAAGGCGUGUCUGGCGGUGCGAAGAUGUUUUAUAGUCGCUUGUGCAUUCCACGUUGUGGUUGGGCCAAAUUACAGAGGGAGUGAGGUAGAAUUAGAAUUGAAUAAAUAAGUGCCUUUGCUUUGCGCUUUAGUUGACCACAGGGUGAGGGUGGGAGUUGAGUAUUGUUUUUGUUUUUGUUUGUUUUCCAUGAGGGGUUCAGCCUUAUCGCUUGUUUUUUGCUUGCGUUUUUGUGUAUAUCGGCUGUAUUCGGUGGGCGCCAUUUAGGUCGGUUUGUUUCAUACCUGCUCCUCUCCUUGGAUCUGUUUGUACUAUAAGAUGGCUUUGUGUUGAUCAUGUCUGUUUUGAGAGGGGAAACUAUGGAAAUGAAAGUGAAAGGAUGAUGAUGUGAAAGGGAAGGGAUUGCGAAUUUGCAGGGUUGUUGCUGGUUUUGAGGUUGAGGUUGAGGUUCUGGUUUGGAAGUAAGAAGAUAGUUUGUUUGAUCCGAUGCGAACGAGGAAGGGAACAUGUUAUACAUCGCCGACGGGAGGGUGUCGGCGGGAUUUGAAACGUGGACGUGAGGGUGCUACAGAAUGCAGCGGGAGUAAGCGUCAAGUGCGAAUGAAUCACUUGGAUGCCCUGCCUGAUGAUUUGUUGUUGUCCAUUCUGGUCAAGCUCAGUUCUUCCGCCGGACGGCCGGCGGACCUGAUCAGCGCCCUUAUUGCAUGCAAGAGGUUCAAUGAGGUCGGAAUGCAGCCGAUGGUGCUGCAGAAUGCUUCGACGCCUGUGUUUGCCAUGGAAGCAUCUCGCUGGUCGGAUGGGUCGCAUCGAUUUUUGAAAAAAUGCGCGGACGCCGGAAACGUGGAGGCCUGCUAUACCCUUGGCAUGAUUCGCUUCUACUGCCUGCAAAACAGGGGCGGGGGAGCUUCGAUGAUGGCAAAGGCUGCCAUAUCUUCUCACGCGGCUGCAUUAUAUUCCCUGGCCAUAAUACAAUUCAACGGCAGCGGCGGAAGCAAGAAGGACAAGGAUCUCAAGGCAGGAGUAGCGCUUUGUGCAAGAGCGGCUUUUUUGGGGCACAUCGACGCUCUGAGAGAGCUAGGGCAUUGUCUGCAGGACGGCUAUGGAGUCGCAAAGAACGUUGCCGAAGGUAGGCGUUUUCUGGUCCAGGCAAAUGCUCGGGAACUAGCUUCUGUUUGCCCCAAAUCUCAGCAGAAAAGCUUCCGUUUCCAACCCUCAUCGUUGGAACCCUGGUUAAGGAACCUCCGCAGGAACACAACCUCGGAUCCGGUAGAUACAUUUUCGUCGCUCCAGGGCUGUCCGCUUCUCAGCGAUUUCGGAUGCAACGUUCCUCCGCCGGAGUCGCACCCUGCGGUUAAAUUCAUGGUGGAGUGGUUUAAUCUUCACCCGCCGGGCCCCGGCCUGAGACUGUGCUCCUAUGGCGGAUGUGGAAGGCCGGAAACAAGAAAACAUGAGUUCCGGCGGUGCUCUGUGUGCGGCACUGUGAACUACUGUUCAAGGGCUUGUCAGGCUCUGGACUGGAAAAUCCGGCAUAAAAAUGCCUGCAUGCCCGUGGACGACUGGCUCGAGGCCGACGAUGACGAUGAUGACGAAGAUUACAUCGAUGAAGAAUUUGUCUAAAACAAUCAUUUGCAGCAGCGCCAAUUUCUUCUGAAAUUGUCAGCGAUUUUGAAGUGUGUGAGUUUUUCACCAUUGUACAGCUUUGGAACGAGAUUGCUUUGUGUACAGUUUGAAGUAAAACUACGUUCGUAAGACACAAUUCAAGCAAGUAUUUUAACUGUUUGCUGGAAGUAUUUUUACUGUUUUGCUAACUUGUUAGCGUGAGAUGCAUUUCACACUGCAGUGAAAGCAAAGAAACGAAAGAGUCGUUUCAUUAGUUCGUACAGUCAAACCUUUCAAGACUGUCGAAACUAACCAAAGACUUCAUUCAUGCAAAAGUAAAUAUAGAUGCUUCUUUGACUGAGGAA
Messenger RNA from Cryptomeria japonica (Japanese cedar), 1981 nucleotides. Its product is annotated as F-box protein At1g67340. The record is from RefSeq and is a predicted model, not a curated record. The transcript is spliced from 3 exons. The coding region runs from base 504 to 1634 and encodes 376 amino acids. NCBI's taxonomy places the organism in Eukaryota, Viridiplantae, Streptophyta, Pinopsida, Cupressales, Cupressaceae. Gene Ontology annotation, molecular function: protein binding.